AUGCCAGUCACAAGAAGUCAAUCGAAGAAUUCCGUCAACCAAAAUCUGAACACAGCACAGGAGAAUAGCGAGAGUUCUAAAAGCUUGCAACAAGAAUAUUCAAAGGAAUGGCAGUUCGUUGAAUGGUUUGACCUUGACUAUUCCGACAACUCAGCCAUCAAGCAGACAGACUGGAAGCUCAUUCUCAAGGAAGUGCGAAAAGUCGAUGGCUGUCGCCAAAUUACAUGGGCAAGUCCUAUGGAAGAUGACCAGCGACUGUGUAUUUUCAUACAUUGGUGGGCAAGAGUACACCGAGACAAGUUUCGCCAGUCGGAUGCAAUGACGCAAACCAUGAAAGAAGUCAUCUUUCUACCUGAAUUCGACUCUUCCGGCAACCAUUCCAGCAGCCCCAACAAUAAGGCACUUUCAAUUUAUCACUAUCGAGGCACUCUCCAGAAAUUCAUACUGGAUUGCUUUUCCAAAUCCAGUCGUCCUGAUAUGGUUUAUGAGGUCUUGACGGGCUACUUUCCGGCCGAAGAGAUCAUUGCAAUACUCAAUUCGGACCCUUCAUACAGAUUUCCUAGGAUAGUCAAUUACAAAUCUCAUCCUUGGGCAUCGGAAGACCCUAUUGGUGCAGCUUUAACACAGGUCGUCGGCUAUGUGUCAGGCGAAGUCGAAUACAGAGGCCGACGUUGUAAACGAGUCGCAUGGUUCUUUAACUGGAAAUCGAGUGAGGAUGAGGAGAUUUACAAAGAAAUGCCGUUUUCUAGAGACAAGAAUGGAGAAUGGCGGACAGUGAUGGAUUCAUUUAUCGAUGAGCUACAUGGUCUCGGACUGGUGGGAUAUGAGUCUAUCCAUGCCAAGUUUAAGGAAAUAAAAAAAUGGACUUAA
Molecule: messenger RNA, 870 nt
Organism: Penicillium salamii
Lineage: Eukaryota; Fungi; Ascomycota; Eurotiomycetes; Eurotiales; Aspergillaceae
Source: the annotation of a GenBank genome assembly